This is a messenger RNA of Schistosoma turkestanicum, 1023 nucleotides long. The record is from the annotation of a GenBank genome assembly. Lineage: Eukaryota; Metazoa; Platyhelminthes; Trematoda; Strigeidida; Schistosomatidae.
UUUUUAGCGCCAGUUUAGACUACGUCUUUUUGGCGCUAAUGUCUUCUGCAUUACGUAGACUGGAUAAGGAAUAUACAGCUCUCGUCAACUCAAACAUUAAGAAUGUGCUUAGAGAUUUGACACGCAAUGAACUAAAUUUCCUAACGUGGACUGGAAAAAUAGUCUUGGAUGAACCUCCCUAUAAUAAGGGUGCUUUCGAAAUCGAAAUCACAUUUCCUGUUGAUUAUCCUUUCAAACCUCCAAAGGUGAAAUUUAAUACGCGCAUAUAUCAUCCAAAUAUUGAUGAGCAAGGUCAAAUAUGUUUACCAAUAAUUAACCCGGAAAACUGGAAACCUGCUACUAAAGUAGAACAUGUUAUUCAGGCACUUGUUGCAAUGCUUCGUACACCGGAAGUUGAACAUGCUCUUCGUUCGGAAUUAGCUGAAGAAUAUGCUAAAGAUCCAAAAAAGUUCUUUAAAAAUGCCGAAGAGUUUACACGGAGAUAUGCUGCAAAAAUUCCAAACUUGUAAAUUUUGUAAUAAUCAUUAAUAUGUUUGAUUAUCUCUUCCUUUACCAGUUCAUUUUUUAUUUUGUUUCUUAUUCUCUGAUUCAAAGUGAAUUUUUUUUCUUCAACUUUCACUAUUCCACAUAGUUAUGUUGUACACACAAUCAGAUACUCUGUAUGCUAGUUGGUGCUUGUAUUGCCUUGCUCCUUUUUGAUGUUGUGAAAGCUCUUGGUUAUAUUUAUCGGAAAGUGUAUAUGACCUAUGAAAAAAUAAAGAUAUGAAAUACAUCAUUAGGUCUCAAAAUCGUAGUAUAUCUCCUGAUCUCUAAUUCGAACAGCUAAUAAGUAUAUUACUUAUUUGUGUUAGCGGUUUAAUUGGCGUAUAAACCACUAUUUAAAAAACUUCUCUUGAUACUACUAAUAUUUCAACAUCCUUUACUCUUUAAGCUUUUCUUAUUAUUUUGACCAGUAUAUUUUGUUUUGAAGUGCACAAAAAUACAUGCAUAUAUCAAUGACAUUAAUACAUAUUAUAACUCUAA